GGGAUCAGCCAGGCCAGCACCUCCUCUUGCUCUCUCCAUCUAAGAAAUUUUUACAUCAGAUCUACAAAAAUGGCGGCAUCAGCAGCGGCGGCGGCGGCACCCGAUCACUUGUUCAAUUUGAGGAACAACUUCUACCUGGGAGCGUAUCAGGCCGCCAUCAAUAACAGUGACCUUCCGCAUCUCUCUCCCGACGAUGCCGUCGAGCGCGACUGCCUCGUCUACCGCUCCUACAUUGCUCUUGGCAGCUACCAACUUGUGAUCAAUGAGAUCGACUCCUCCGCUGCCACCCCUCUCCAAGCCGUCAAGCUGCUUGCUCUCUACCUCUCCAGCCCUCAUGACAAGGAAUCGACAAUUUCUAGCUUGAAGGAAUGGUUGGCAGAUCCAGCCAUUGGAAACAACCCUAUCUUGCGGUUGAUUGCUGGGAUCAUUUUCAUGCAUGAAGAAGAUUAUAAUGAAGCUCUGAAACACACCAAUGCUGGAGGGACUAUGGAACUGUAUGCACUAAAUGUGCAAAUAUUUAUUAAGAUGCACAGGUCAGAUUAUGCAGAGAGACAGCUGAGGGUCAUGCAACAGAUUGAUGAGGACCACACUCUGACUCAGCUUGCAAAUGCAUGGUUGAAUUUGGCAGUGGGUGGUUCCAAGAUACAGGAAGCGUAUCUUAUCUUCCAGGAUUUCUCUGAGAAGUAUCCAAUGACGGUAUUGAUCCUGAAUGGGAAGGCUGUCUGCUGCAUGCACAUGGGAAACUUUGAUGAAGCUGAAACACUGUUGCUUGAAGCAUUAAACAAGGAUGCAAAGGAUCCAGAAACUCUGGCCAACCUGAUUGUAUGCAGUCUUCACCUUGGUAAACCAUCUUCACGUUACCUAAGCCAAUUGAAACUCUCACAUGAAGAUCACAUUCUUGUUAAACGGUUGUCAUCUGCUGAAGAGAGCUUUGAAAGAGCACUGCAAUCAGUUGGUUGAAGAGGUUAGUGCAAAUGGUGCUUGUCUUUUCUUAGCUGUACACAAUGGAAGUGGCUGUUAUUUGAGUUUUGUAGCGUACCAAAAUAUAUCCUUAUUUGACAGACUUGAACCGCACGGAGAAUUAUUUUUCCAAUCAAAUUGUUGGGUAAUGUCUUCAUAUAUUGGAAGUUCUUGUUUAAUUUGCUGCAUUUGUAAUCACUCUUGUUUUAAUACAUCUUCCUUCUAUGUGGUAUUCGUAAGUCCAUAGAGUGGGACCCAACAAUGACGGAUUAUACAAGUUGUUCGGCCCGCUCGUCUCCCUAGUCCUCUUAACACUCUCCGCCUAUUUUAAAGCUCAAACCCGAGACUUCUAAUUGGGCUCAAGUUCUUAUCGAUUAUUACUAGUUAGGAUGGUUUACCAGAGCUGAUAUGACUCACAUCACAAGGUGUGGUAAUAUAAAGCAGAUGCAUGCUCUAGCCAAGCUAACCAACUCCGAGGUUGGCCAUUCUUGGGAUUCAUAUCUGCAUCGAAUACCAAGAGGACCCCAGUUUUGAUGAAGAAGGCAGACACUUUCUAUGAAUAUCAAACUGUAAUGGAUGCGAUCUUAAGAUUCAAUUAAGUUACGAUCUCACG
This is a messenger RNA of Rubroshorea leprosula, 1573 nucleotides long. NCBI's taxonomy places the organism in Eukaryota, Viridiplantae, Streptophyta, Magnoliopsida, Malvales, Dipterocarpaceae. The record is from the annotation of a GenBank genome assembly.